AUGCCGCCUAACAACAAGGGAGGGAACAACCAAUAUGGAGGAAAACGGGCUCAAGAGGAAGGAGAUGAUCCAAGAGCUGAUAGACGACCAUGGGUUUUAUAUUGGGACGAGCUAACACUCCAUACAACAUCUGUGCGCAGGCCAUCACACACCGAACAAGAAGCUGGUACUGCUCUAGUUAUCUUGGCCAGUGAGGACCCACAUGGAAGAUUGGGGGCAAGGGCACUGAAAGAAAGAUUGGCGUCAAAUGAUGUUCAAGUCUCGAGGUAUUGGCCAUCCUCCACUUACCAAGACCGAGAAGGCAGCCGGGUGCUCAGAAGGUCCAUCGCCAUGGACUUCACUCUCUUGGGCCCAAUGAGGAAUGUACCCGCAAUAUCACGGUUGAGCGUCAAUGGCAACCCCUUUUCCAGAAGCACCUACAGCCCCUCAUUGUCCCCUGGCUUGACCAUAAAGGAGUAUAUCAUUCUGAGAAUGAACUACAUCAGGGUUGCACGUUUCAUUUGGGCAAAGGUUGUGCAAAAUGUCCUCGACAGGUAUGCAGAGGAACAAGCAAACCAUAAGAUACGGUAUCAAGAGGAAAGCAAUUUACCUACAGGUGGACGACCAGAACAGUUCUAUAAGCAUCCAGAGCGAUGGGCAGGGGUACCGUGCUUGAUUCCGGUUACCCCUGAAGUCAUCGCCGACCUUGUUCAGCAAUAUGUCCCUGAGAACAUCUUCCACUUCUGCCCACCCGACAUGCAUCACGCCGCGACAUCUGCGCUACUACAGCUCGGGAACCCCACGCUGAUGUCUGAUAAUGCAUGGGACGUGUUUGAAGCUAUCCUACCAGUCGUCGAAGGUCGUCUCAGCACCAUCGAUUGA
This is a messenger RNA of Acaulospora colombiana, 861 nucleotides long. Lineage: Eukaryota; Fungi; Glomeromycota; Glomeromycetes; Diversisporales; Acaulosporaceae. The record is from the annotation of a GenBank genome assembly.